UUAAUAUUACUAUUUAUAGUUUCAGAUGACUAAAUGAUGACUGUCUAUUCAAAAUGUUACUCUCCAAUGGGAGUCUGGAAAGGGUUGGGACGGAUUCAUACUCCAGGAGUAGGUUUGGGACGGAUUCAUACUCCAGGAGUAGGUUUGGGACGGAUUCAUACUCCAGGAGUAGGUUUGGGACGGAUUCAUACUCCAGGAGUAGGUUUGGGACGGAUUUCUGGACGAUCUCAAACUACUCGGCAAGUACUUGUUAGAAACCUUAACAUUCGAACUUUUCCUCACUCCGGAUCUAUUUUAACUCUUGGAGCAAGGAAGGAAAAAGAGCUGUUUGGGAAUGGAAACUCCUUCAGAUAUUUCAGGUGGGAUGCAAAGCCGGAUAAUGUAUUUGGACAGAGUUUUCGACAGGGGCUGAAUAAACGUGCGCAUCCUCUAUUCUUGGCUCUCAUGGCAAUAUUCUUGAUUCCGUUUUUCAACUGGAAGGAAUUCUUUAGCAAGGACUCAUACGUACCAAAAAUAGUUCAGUACAUGUUCCUUGUGUUGAGUGGCGGGGAUAGAAACUAUGAAUAUUUACAAGAAAAUAAUAUGUCGAGUAGUCUCGCCGCGGAGGUUUACGACAAGUACGGCGACGAAGGGCUGGCGGCCAUGAAAAAAGCAUGGGAAGAAACUAGGGAUAUGCCCGGUAGUUCGGACCAGAAGGCGGUACAUGCUAUUAUGAUGGCACAGGCGGCAGUAAGAUACAAGAAGGAGGUAAUUGAAGAGGCAGAGAAACUAGGACUCGACAAGGAUGAAGUGAUGAAGGAACUAAUAUCGGAGCCAGUUCUGCAAACAGGAACAGUCGGUGGUAAGGCGGUAGUAGCUCCGCCAUCCGGAAGAUUUGGAGUAAAAGCAGAGGAAUCUAAAAGCAAUUGGUUUGGUUUAAAAGCUGAAGAGGAAUUGGUUGAAGAAACACUACUGGAAUUUGAAGAAAAGCGGCAUGAGAACAAGGUUGGAUUUAGAGACAGGAAGAUUAUUGAAUAUGAGAACCGAGUUCGUCAUUACUCAACUCCGGACAAAGUUUUCAGAUAUUUUGCUACUUAUAAACUCACAGAUGACAAGGAUCAUUCAGAGGUUAUGAUGACACCUGAAGAUUUCCUCCGUUCAAUAUCUCCUGGAGAAAAACAACCAGAUCAUCUAGGACUAGAUCAGUUUAUACAGGUUGGAUUAGAGAGUAUAGGAGAUAUAUCUCCUCUACAGACUGUAGAUAGGAGCAGUAUAUUCUAUCAACUAGGAUCAGGAGGACUAAUCUCCUUCUCAGAUUAUAUUUUCCUUCUCACAGUCCUCUCAACCUCUCGCAGGCAUUUUCAAAUAGCGUUCAAGAUGUUUGAUUUGAACGGAGAUGGAACUGUAGAUGCAGAGGAGUUUGAGAAGGUUACAACACUUCUCCGUUCAACUUCAAGUACUGGAGCUCGGCACAGGGACCAUGGAGUUACGGGCAGCACGUUUAAGGGAAUCAAUUCAGGACUCAUCACUUUCUUCUUCGGAAAGGAAAAGAAAGGAACUCUGACUGUUGAAAGAUUCCUUGAUUUCCAGCGUCGUCUUCAAGAAGAGAUCCUUGAGCUAGAGUUUAGAAAGAAGGGGGGUCAGGAGAACGGAACAAUCUCAGAACGGGACUUCGCGGAACUUCUAAUUGCCUACGCAGGGUUUACGUCGAAGAAGAAGACAAAAAUGCUAAGACGUGUCCGCAAAAUAUAUUCUGAUGACGCAAGCCUUGGAAUUACACUUAAAGAUUAUUUAAAUUUCUAUCAGGUUCUGUUCAGUAUCAAUGAUAUAGAUAUAGCUCUGACCUAUCAUACUAUUGCUGGAGCUCCUAUUGAGAGGGCAACCAUGAAGCAUGUUGCCAGAACUGUUGCUCACGUGGAUUUGUCAGAUCAUCUAGUAGAUGUCGUCUUCAAUCUCUUCGAUGACAAUGGCGAUGGAAAACUAUCAAAUAAGGAGUUUGUGAGUGUAAUGAAACAGAGAGCAAUGCGAGGUCUCGAGAAACCAAAAGAAAUCGGGAUAAGCCGAGUAUUCACGUCAAUAUUCAAGUGUGCCGCCGAUUGUAGACCAGCAGUUAUCGGCGGUGUGCGGAGAACGGAAUAAAAUUUUAGAAUUUUUGUUUUAGUCGCAGUUUUAUUACAAAUUGUUAUUUUGUUUAUUUAUUCAUUCUGAGUAUCGUAGUUUCUCCUAUUUGGCAGUACAAAAAACGUUAUAUAUACCUUAGUUAGCAGGUACAUUUUUUGUCAUUAAGAUGUACAUUGUACAUAUAGAACUAAAUUUUAAACUUCCUUAUCAAAGUAGCAUGUUUGUUAAUUGUUUUAAAAUGUGUUAAAAAAAUCUUUCUUCAUUGUUGCUUCUUAAAUAUCUCUUCUCCGCUCUGUACUGAAUUUCUUUCCUACACUCGUCGUCGUCUUUUUUUGGUUGAUUACUUUGAAUUAGACCCCAGCUCCUUCACUCCACCAAAGUAGAAUUAUAGUCACUCCCUUUUAUUCUACGUACUGCUAAGAAAAUAUAAAUAUUUUCUAGAAUAUACAAA
Messenger RNA from Eurytemora carolleeae, 2551 nucleotides. Its product is annotated as calcium uptake protein 1 homolog, mitochondrial. Gene Ontology annotation, biological process: mitochondrial calcium ion homeostasis; calcium import into the mitochondrion. The transcript has 14 exons. Bases 34 to 2118 code for a protein of 694 amino acids. The record is from RefSeq and is a predicted model, not a curated record. Lineage: Eukaryota; Metazoa; Arthropoda; Copepoda; Calanoida; Temoridae. Gene Ontology annotation, molecular function: calcium ion binding. Gene Ontology annotation, cellular component: uniplex complex.